This is a messenger RNA of Cygnus atratus (black swan), 1605 nucleotides long. RefSeq names its product ELOVL fatty acid elongase 3 (gene ELOVL3). Gene Ontology annotation, biological process: fatty acid elongation, polyunsaturated fatty acid; fatty acid elongation, monounsaturated fatty acid; sphingolipid biosynthetic process. Gene Ontology annotation, molecular function: fatty acid elongase activity. Lineage: Eukaryota; Metazoa; Chordata; Aves; Anseriformes; Anatidae. The coding region runs from base 67 to 876 and encodes 269 amino acids. The transcript has 4 exons. The record is from RefSeq and is a predicted model, not a curated record. Gene Ontology annotation, cellular component: endoplasmic reticulum membrane.
GGGCGGUGCCGGUGCCCGGGGGGACGCGGGGCUCGGCACGGCUCGGCACGGCUGGGAACAGGCGGCAUGGCGCUGGGCUUCAGCCUGUCGGCGCCGCCGCCGCUGCGGGAGUACGAGCUGGAGCGGAGCUUCGACGAGCGGGAGGCGCUGGGCUGGAUGCGGGACAACUGGCAGAAGUCCUUCUUCUUCGCUGCGGCUUAUGUGAUGCUGAUCUUUGGAACCCAGCACUUCAUGAAGGAGCGGAGGGGCUACAAGCUGCGCGCACCGCUGACCCUGUGGUCCCUCGGGCUGGCCUUGUUCAGUGCCAUAGGGACCCAUCGGUCCUGGAAAUACAUGGCCUCCAUCACGUCUUCCAUGGGAUUCAAGCAGUCGGUGUGUGAUCAGUCCUUCUACGUCCACCACGUCUCCAAGCUUUGGGCCUACUUAUUUGCCCUGAGCAAAGUCCUGGAACUGGGUGACACUGUGUUCAUCGUUCUCCGGAAGCAGAAGCUCAUCUUCCUCCACUGGUACCACCACAUCGCCACUCUCAUCUACGCCUGGUACGCCUACAAGGAGAUGGUGCCUGGCGGCGGCUGGUUCACUGUCAUGAACUUCAGCGUCCACACAUUCAUGUACUCCUACUACUCCGUGCGAGCUGCGGGCUUUCGGGUGCCCCGCUACAUCGCCAUGGCCAUCACCUUUUCACAGAUCCUGCAGAUGCUGAUAGCCAUAAUAGUGAAUGUCUUGCUUAUCUUUUGGAUGGAGGAUAAGGUCUGCCCUGUCACCUGGUCAAACGUUUCUUUUUCAUCCCUAAUGUACCUCAGUUACUUGGUGCUCUUCUGCAACUUCUUCUUCAAGGCUUACCUGACGAGCACCCAGAAAUCAAAGGGGGAAUAAAACCGGGGAGGGAGGAAUUGGCUGGGGUGGAGGGAGGGAGAGGGAAGGAGGAACUUUUAAUUCCUGGCUGGAGCUCAAGAACCUGACGGGGCUGGGGUGAUGAGGGUCACUGCGGAUGAGAGCUUUCAGAUUAACUUGAGCAGCGGCCUCUGGCCUGUCCUUCUUGCAGCAGUGACUCCCCAGAGGGGGGCUUGGGUUGUCGCAGGCUGGCAGUGCCAGGAGAGGGGUGCAGUCAGGGGCUGGAGACCCCUUUGCCCAUGGCUCACCGUGCCCUGGGCAGGCAGCAGAGCCUGAGUGGCUGCUCUUCACCCCAGCUGCUCACAGAGUACAGAAUUUGUCACUGAAAAGCAACACCAACCUCUGAGCUGAGCCCUGGUAAUGCCUGAGUUAAUGCCUUAUGUGAUCAGCUGUAAAUGCUAAAUGCCCUGACACAGGUUGAAACACCACCUCCUGUAUGGCAGCACCCAAAAGCACAUAAAUGUUAGCGGCUGUCACCCCAAGGGUCGCCCUUGCACAGCACCAAGCAGUGUGACCUGGCUGGCUGCUGCCUGGGAGCUGAGCAGAGCCAGCCCUGCCUGGCCUGCAGAGUGAGGCACUGCCCGUGGUCCCACUGAGGGACAGCCCCAGGGCUGGGAGGCAGAAGGGUCCAAAAACUCCUCUCAGGGUGCAUCAAGAACUGUUGCCGUAAUAUGUAAAAAUGACUAAUAAAUGCUGUUGCAUAUGGGUUUA